AUGCACGAUGAGGACAAUCAACUCGGCGAGCUCCUCCGAAAAGCAUCACCCAAUGGGAUAUCACCGGCCCCGAGCACGCAGCAGAUUCUUGAUGAAGUUGCACGAAUGCAGUAUGGUGAAAAGAAAAACAUCAAACAUAAACUUCAGCAAUGGUUCAUAGAAAAUCCAAGAAUCAGUGCUCGAAUACGAUCAUGCAACGUUCUCAUCAAACUUCUUACGUGUAUAUUAUACUGUUUCCGUGUAGUAAACGACGAAAGAUCUUAUCCUGAUGAAUUUCCAUUCUCGGAGGCGGAAGCUGCUAAGGAAGAUGUAACACUUUACAAGUACUUAAUAUGGGUAGAUUUCGAUUUCAAAAUUUGGUUUGCACAAACAAUGUUCGCUCUUAUUAGUAUGGUCUACACUAUUUUGGUGUUCUAUCUCAGCUAUUCGGGAAGUGUUGUCAAACUACUCAUUAAUAUCCAUUUCCUCCUCGAAUUGAUCACCAGUUUUCCAUUUAUUCUUUCGAUCUUCAUCCCAAGUUUGACCUACCUCUAUGUACCAGUAUUCCUCAAUUGCUGGCUUGCCAAAGGUGCUCUGCAAGCUAUGAUGAAUGAUCUCAAUAGAAAGUCAUUUAUCAGUUCAUCCGCUCUCUUCCGUCAGCUCCUUCUCUUGUUCUCGGUACUCGCCUGUCUCAUCUUUACCGGAAUGUGCAGUAUUGAACAUUUGCAACGCGCUCGUGGAAAAAGAAUUGAUCUAUUCACAUCUUUCUAUUUCGUCAUGGUCACAUUCUCUACUGUCGGAUAUGGAGACUGGUAUCCAGAUUACUGGGCAUCUCAACUCUGUGUCGUGAUUCUGAUUUGUGUUGCUUUGGGAUUAAUUCCAAAGCAACUCGAUGAACUCGGACAAACAUGGUCGGAACGCCAGAAAUCUGGAACUGACUUCAGCAGUUGGAAUGGUGUUGAAUCCCAUGUAGUUGUCACAAUUACAACACUCGAAGUUGAAUUUGUCCGGGAUUUUUUGGAAGAAUUUUAUGCGCACCCAGAGAACCAGAGAAUUCAAGUUGUUUUGCUGUCACCCGCCGAGCUAGACAACCAAACUCGUAUGUUGUUGAAAAUACCGCUUUGGAACAACCGAGUUCAUUACGUUCGUGGAAGCUCUUUAAGAGAUGAAGACUUGGAAAGAGCAAAUGUGGCCACAUCGAAAGCAUGUUUCAUUCUAUCUGCCCGGCAUGUCAAUCGAAAAGUCGCCACGGAUGAGCACACAAUUCUUCGGUCAUGGGCUAUCAAAGAUUUCGCUCCAAGUGUCAGACAAUAUGUGCAGAUAUUCCGAGCAGAGACCAAAAUGCACAUUGAGCACGCUGAAGUUUUGAUUUGCGAGGAUGAGUUCAAAUACGCACUUUUGGCCAAUAACUGCAUCUGCCCUGGAAUUUCUACUUUCAUUACACUGCUUAUGCACACAUCUCGUGGAGAAGAAGGACAGAAAUCCACUGAACCAUGGCACAAAGUCUACGGAUUCCACUCUGGAAAUGAAAUGUACCAAAUCAAAGUUCAGGAUAGUAGAUUCUUUGGAGAGUAUGUUGGAAAAUCGUUCAGCAGUACCAGCUUCCAUGCUCACAAAGAAUUUGGAAUUGGUCUGAUCGCGGUAGCACCUGAAGGAGAUACCUCAAGAAUGAAGCUCAACCCGGGAUCUUCCCACAUCAUCCAGUCAUCAGAUACUGUUUACUACAUGGGUUUGACCAAUGAAGAAUCACUCACAGACUUCCGAAAAGGAAUUCAAAGUCAACAAAAACGGGCUAAUGUGGCAUCCACUAUUGCUAAUAUAGGAACGGUUGCUGUAGAUGUUCCAAGAACUGAAAAAACAGAACUGGCUAAUAGGAAAAAGAAGAAAAGGAAGGAAAAAGCAGCCGAUGAGAUUCAUCUUAUCGAAGUAGGAGAACACAUUCAAUCAAGUCGGCGUCCUUCCAUUGCAAUGGUCACCGAGGGUAAAAUUGAUAGCUCUUCGGACUCCGACCAAGAGGAAAUCUGUGACAAAUGCAGAGGUCCUUGUAUCCAACACAAACUGCAACGAACUUAUCCACAAGUAAGAACAUAUAUUGGAACAUCCAACACCGUGUGUCACAUGAUGAAAGAACGUCGAUCUUUAUGCUGCUUGAAGUUGGACGAGAAGUGUGCUCACAAAUCUGCAACAUCUGCUCAUGAGUACCAGUGGAGGAACCGUCCCAUCAUCCUAGCAGCUGAUAGAACUAGCAGUGGAAUGUACAAUUUGGUGAUUCCACUCCGAGCUUACUACCGACCUGUGCAUGACUUGCAUCCCAUCAUUAUUUUGCUGGAAUUAGAAGAGCAAGACUCUCUGAAUGAUGCAUUCUUGGAUGCCAUCUCCUAUUUCCCAGAUGUCUAUUGGAUGAAAGGAAAAAUCGGAAAUCUGGAUUGCCUUCUCCGCGCAGGUGUCAGCAGUGCUGAGCAUGUAGUCGUUGUGAAAGAAACUGCAGUCAUUGCUGAGGAGCACACUGCCGACUGCAAUACCAUCAUCACAGUGCAGAAGAUUCAUAGAAUGUUCCCAAGGCUCAGAAUGAUUACUGAACUCACGCACGCUACGAACAUGCGUUUUGUUCAGUUCAAUCCGCACAACGCCUAUUCAUUGGCUCAAUCUAGAUUUGAGAAAAAAGAAAGGAAACGUGGAUCCCACAUGCCAUUCAUGUUCCGUUUGCCAUUUGCACAAGGGGGUGUAUUCAGUGCCAAUAUGCUAGAUAGACUGCUUUACCAAGCAAUCAUCAAACCAUUCGUGGUGGAUUUGGUUCGUCUGCUUCUCGGUAUCGAUCAGCACAGCGAUGGAGGAUAUUUGACAUCGUUUGUGAUUACUUCCGAUGACUUGUGGAUCCGCAACUAUGGACGGUUAUACCAAAAACUCUGUUCUUCGGUUGCUGACAUUCCCAUUGGAAUAUUUAGAACCAAGAAAAUGGACACCAAAACGGUUUCUCUUGACUUGCAAGAGCAAUGCAAGGACUUUGAGUCGACUGAAAUGGGUCGUAACAAGGAUAUGUAUGAUCAUGUGAAAAAUCGAAUGAGACUUCUCAAUAUCAAAGACUCACACACCCUGCUCGAAGGAAGUGAUGAGAAAUCUCAGAUUUCCUAUGUCAUCAUCAACCCAGCACAAGAUUUGGAGUUAGAAUCUGGAGAUAUUGUCUAUGUGAUCAGAAGUCCGAUCCGAAAAGACGCGACUAACGCUCGGAUCAAUCCCAGAAGGGGAUUGCGUAGGAGCAAAAACGUCAGUGAGACUAUGGACUCUUCAAACAAUCAAGUACCAACUAUCGUGAUUGAUGAAAACAACUUGUAA
This is a messenger RNA of Caenorhabditis remanei, 3312 nucleotides long. RefSeq lists its product as uncharacterized. Gene Ontology annotation, molecular function: intracellular sodium-activated potassium channel activity. Gene Ontology annotation, cellular component: membrane. The coding region runs from base 1 to 3312 and encodes 1103 amino acids. Lineage: Eukaryota; Metazoa; Nematoda; Chromadorea; Rhabditida; Rhabditidae. The transcript is spliced from 18 exons. Gene Ontology annotation, biological process: potassium ion transport. The record is from RefSeq and is a predicted model, not a curated record.